Messenger RNA from Apodemus sylvaticus (European woodmouse), 9047 nucleotides. RefSeq names its product transcription factor CP2 like 1 (gene Tfcp2l1). Gene Ontology annotation, cellular component: nucleus. Bases 74 to 1513 code for a protein of 479 amino acids. Gene Ontology annotation, biological process: regulation of transcription by RNA polymerase II. NCBI's taxonomy places the organism in Eukaryota, Metazoa, Chordata, Mammalia, Rodentia, Muridae. The transcript is spliced from 15 exons. Gene Ontology annotation, molecular function: DNA-binding transcription activator activity, RNA polymerase II-specific; RNA polymerase II cis-regulatory region sequence-specific DNA binding. The record is from RefSeq and is a predicted model, not a curated record.
GGGUGGACGGCGGCCAGGGUCGCUGCGUCCAGCUCGGUGCCACGCCCCGGCCGGUGCUGCGGGAGCCUCAGCCAUGCUGUUCUGGCACACGCAGCCCGAACACUACAACCAGCACAACUCUGGCAGCUACUUGCGUGAUGUGCUGGCUCUGCCCAUCUUCAAGCAGGAAGAGCCGCAGCUGUCUCCUGAGAAUGGGGCCCGUUUGCCGCCCCUACAGUAUGUGCUGUGUGCUGCCACCUCUCCAGCGGUGAAGCUACAUGAAGAGACCUUGACAUACCUCAAUCAAGGUCAAUCAUAUGAAAUCCGGCUGCUGGAGAAUCGGAAGCUAGGGGACUUCCAAGAUCUGAACACAAAAUAUGUGAAGAGCAUCAUCCGUGUGGUUUUCCAUGACCGCCGGCUGCAGUACACAGAGUACCAGCAGUUGGAGGGCUGGCGGUGGAGCCGGCCUGGGGACCGCAUCCUGGACAUUGAUAUUCCACUGUCUGUUGGUAUCUUGGACCCCAGGGCCAGUCCAACCCAGCUAAAUGCUGUGGAAUUUUUGUGGGAUCCUGCAAAGAGAGCAUCUGCAUUCAUUCAGGUGCACUGCAUCAGUACGGAGUUCACCCCCAGGAAGCACGGGGGUGAGAAGGGUGUGCCUUUUCGGGUGCAGAUCGACACGUUUAAGCAGAAUGAGAACGGGGAGUACACGGAGCAUCUGCACUCCGCCAGCUGCCAGAUCAAGGUGUUCAAGCCCAAGGGAGCCGAUCGGAAACAGAAGACCGACCGGGAAAAGAUGGAAAAAAGGACAGCUCAGGAGAAGGAGAAAUACCAGCCAUCCUAUGAAACCACCAUCCUCACCGAGUGCUCUCCGUGGCCUGACGUACCCUACCAGGCGAACAGCACUCCAUCCCCAAGCUACAAUGGCUCUCCCAACAGCUUUGGCCUCCGUGAAGGUAACAGCUCACCUAAUCACCCGGUGGAGCCCUUACCCCUGGGCAGUGACCACCUGCUCCCAUCAGCCUCUAUCCAGGACGCACAGCAGUGGCUGCACCGCAACCGCUUCUCACAAUUCUGCUGGCUCUUUGCCAGCUUCUCAGGUGCUGACCUCCUGAAGAUGUCCAGAGAUGAUUUGGUCCAGGUCUGUGGCCCUGCAGAUGGGAUUCGGCUCUUCAAUGCCAUCAAAGGCAGGAAUGUGAGGCCGAAGAUGACCAUCUAUGUCUGUCAGGAGCUGGAGCAGAACCAGCUACCCCUGCCACAGAAGCAGGAUGACAGUGGGGACAACAGCCUGUGUGUAUACCACGCUAUCUUCCUGGAAGAGCUGACCACCCUGGAGCUGACCGAGAAGAUCGCCAGCCUGUACAGCAUUCCCCCACAGCACAUCCACCGGGUCUAUCGGCAGGGUCCUGCCGGCAUCCACGUGGUGGUAAGCAACGAGAUGGUUCAGAAUUUUCAAGAUGAGUCUUGUUUUAUCCUCAGCACAUUAAAAGCAGAAAGCAAUGAUGGCUACCACAUCAUCCUGAAGUGUGGACUCUGAACAGCAGCGCCUGCACCUGUCCCCUGCCCCACGGAUCCCUGGCUGUAGAAGGCGUACCACUGUCAGCUGCUGUCUCACCUAACAAGCUCAGACUAGGGGGGACUCUACCCAGACCAGGAAAACUACAGAUGACCAUGGACACAAAGUCUGCUGUACAGAAAGCCAAUGGUUCCCUUCUCCUUUCUUCUUGGCUUUUAGCUUUUUAACAGUUUCUUGUUCUGUUUCCUGGGCAGACAGUGGUGACAUACAUCUCUUAAACUCUGAUCCCUGCAGUUGGAGGGUCCAUUGAUGUAUUGGUCUUUCCUGUCUCCUCUCUUCCCUCACCCCGAUCUUGCCUCUUCUUCUCGAGUCACUGGCUUCAUGGCUAGCUCUGCCCACCUCCCAGGGAUGCCACACAGUUCUCCUCCUAAUACUGACUUCCCUUCUCAGGAUCCUAGUAGCCACGCCUCUCCUGUUCUUGGAUGACUUGAUAGGACUGAAGCUAUUUAUUUUAUGCUGUAGAAGGUGUACCACUGUCAGCUGCUGUCUUAAUACAUGGCUUUUGGGACACCCAAGUCAGUCACCUUGUCUCUAAGAAUCUGCUAUAUUCAAGCCCAGAGUCUCUGCAUUGACAUGGCAGAUGGCACAGUGUACCUAUGUGACCUCUCAUGGCAUUGUGUAUUAGUUCUUUUUAUGUUGCUGUGAUAAGAUACUCUGACAAAGGCAACUUGGUGAAGAAAGGGCUUGUUUGGGCUUAGAGUUGUAGGGAUAGAUUAUUAUGGUGAGGAAGGUACCAAACAAAAAGCUAGUUGAUUUCAUUUUCAUAUAUAUAGGAAGCACAGAGAGAGAAAGAGCAGGAACAGGAGAUGGUACAAUCCCUCAAGGCCCACCAACCCCAGUGACAUCCUUCCUCCAGCAAGACUGCAUCCUCUAAAAAAAAGUCCCAUGACCUCAGCAGACCACACCACCAACUGGGACCACACAUUCAGAUACAUGAGCCUAUGGGGCACAAUUCUCAUUCGAACCACACAUUUUGCCCAUGUGGCCUCUCACAGUUGCUAGUCAGAGAUGCUAUGGACCAGGAGAUGACAUGUGACUUCCUCACCAGCGGGGAGAGAUGAUACCACCAUGAUUCUACCAGCACUACUACUGUGUGGUCUCAUUUCCUGUUGAGUAGAGAGUACUAAGGGGUGCCGAUUCUGUUAUCCAGUGGCCUUGACCAUCCAUUCUAGACCAUCUGGGUUGCAGUAUGUCUCAGUACAUCUCUCCCUGGCAACUAUGAGGCCCUGGCAACCAUCCCAGUGCUACAGCAGGAGGGACUUACUGAAUUCCCCUUUUCAGACAACCUCAGCUAACCAUUGCUGUUUGUCAAGUGACCCAGGGGUAGUGUGUUCUCCAGGGCUCAUUUAAGAUUUUAUGUUUUCCCAAGGGUAGGUGUAUAGAUAGGGUGUUUUGUCUUUGUUGGCAUGGUUGAAUCAAUCACCUUUCUUUACUCCGGGGGAUUUUGAGGAUCAGUAGCUAUGGUAGACUUAAGAGUUCGUCUUCAUUUUGUUAGGGAUCUAUGCCCACCCAACACUUCAACCAACUGUUACCUAAUUCAAGUUUCCUCAAGCCAUGGUGAGUUACUUCUAGGCUCAAAGAUUUGUCAAAGGUUUUGGCAAAUAUUAUUUUACAGGCAGAGAAACUAGUCCCACAGCAAAGCUGGGCUCAGUUCCUUGUUUUUUGGGGUUGACAGUUUUAUUGAGAUGUUGGUGCUGUGAAUAUAUUGGCACAGGCUUUUGUGUGGACAGGGUUUCAUUUUGGGAAUGUGCCUGGUAGAAUGGACAGCUCCUAAGGUGACUUUUCACCAAUUUGAGGAAUUACCUCGUGUUUCCCACAUAGCCACACCUGUUUGCAUUACCACCAGCAAUGGAGGAUGGUUCUGGUUUCUCUGCCUCCUCAUCAACAUUUGCUGUGAGAUCUCAUUUGUGCCUUCCUGCUUGCCUGUCCUCCUCUGACCCUUCUUCCAUCUCUCCCUUCUGCGUAGUCCUGCCUGGCCCCAAAGUCACCAAGUACAAGAGGAUAAUUGAACUUCUGAUCCCCCUGCCUCUGCUUCCUCAGUGCUGAGACUAUAGAAAAGUGUCCCCCCACCUAAUUCAUGCAGCGCUGAGACAAAAUCCCGAGCGUUGUGCUUGCUGGGCAGUGUUCUCUCCCAGCUGAGCCACCACCGCCCUAGUGUUGACUUGUCAUUUAUUACAAUUCCCUGCGGCUGUCAUGCAUGUCUCUGGCUAUGAUAGUCAAUGUCUCUUCACGUUGAUUGACUGUUUGUAUAUCUUUGGGGAAAAUGUAUGAUCAGGUCCUUUGCCCAUUUUUAAAUUGGGCUCUUUUCAUUGAAUUGUACAAGCUGUUGGUAAGUUCUCAGUGGUGCUAAUCCUCCAUCAGUUUUCCUCCAUUCUGUAGGCCAUCUUCACCCCCUUUAUGGCUGGUGCUUGGGGUAUACAAGUUUCUAAGUUGGCUGUGCUUGGUGGUGUGAGCCAGCACUGCAGUACACCGCUGAGGCUCCCAAGUCCAAGGCCAGCCCAGCCUACACAGUAAGACCCAGUCUCAGAAACAAUCAUCAUUUUAAUGUGCGUGAUGCCUGAGUUGCCUUCCAUUGCUUGUGUUUUUGAAAUGGAUGCUAAGAAACCAUGACCUAAUGCAAACUCAGGAAAAGAAGUGUUUUAUUCUUAGAAUUAAAAAAAUGUUUAUUUUGAUUUUAUGUGCAUUGGUAUUUUGCACAUUGGUAUGUGUCUGUGGGUGUGUGUGUAUACACACACAUACACACAUCACAUACACACAGACCCUUGUGAGGGUGUUAGAUCUUUUGGAUCUAGAGUUACAGGCAGCUAUGAGCUGCCAUGUGGAUGCUGGGAAUUGAAGCUUGGUCCUUUGGGAGAGAAGCCAGUGAACCAUCUCUCCUGGCUCCUCUUACAAUGCGAGUAAAGUUUCAGUUGUUACAAUGAGUUCUGCUCCAAUCUGAGUUAGUUUUACAUAUAUGAUAUGUAGCGGGAUAGUCUAGUUUCAUCCUUUUGCAUGUGAGUAUCUGCUUAUUUUUACCCCUAAUUACUGAAUUGCUUCCGUAGGCAGUCUUUUGCUGGAGACCUCUGAUUCCUGGAUCUCUGGGAGCACGGUGGGACCAUUGCUGGUCUCUUGUUCCUUUUUUUACCUUCUCGGUCUGCAUUUAGGUCGACUGCCCUUCCAGUCGCCUCCUUCCUCUCCCCGUGUUCUCUCUCCUCCUGUUAGCAGGACUGGGUGAUGCCCCUCUGCUCUGCCAUUUUUCUUGGUACUAACACUUCCUAGUUCUAGAGGAAGGCCAUGACUAAAUGUUUCCCAAACAUUUCCAUGCUUGGAUAGAGAGGCAACCGAGUCACUUAGAGUACUUUGCUCAAGGCGAGGCACUGGGAGAAACAGGACUAAUUGGGCCUCUGACUUUUAGCCCAUCAGGCUGUCUGUGGCUCCCGUUCCCAAGUGAUAGCUCUACAUGAGCCACAGGAAGAGAGACUAAAUUGAUACCUUCUUUUUCCAUACCAAAGUGGGUCUAAGUGGAGAGCCAAAGAUGGCACACUGUAGAAAGAGCAGAUGGCAUGGGAUGUUCCAAGGCUUGUCUUAGGGUCUGUAUUAGUUAGUUAUUUUUCUCAUUGCUAUGGGAAAACAUCUGACAAAUACUUAAGGAGUAAGGGUUUCUUUCUGGCUCACAGUUUGCAGAUCCAGUCUGUCAUGGCUGAGAAGUCUUGGCAGCCAGAGCAUGGGACAGCCGGGAGCAGAGACAGAUGGAUAUGAUGCUUGUCUUUGUCACACCUUCUUUGUUUUUCUUUUCCUUUCUUUUUAAUACUUAAUAUACUUUUAUUUUUUUAUUAGAUAUUUGCUUUAUUUACAUUUCAAAUGUUUCCGUUUCCACAUUACCCCACUGAAAACCCUCUAUCCCAUCCUUCCUCCCUCUUAGUCACAGUUUAUUCCUGCACAAAACAUCAUAACCAAGAAGCAAGUUGGGGAGGAAAGGGUGCAUUUAGCUUAUACGUCCACAUUGCUGGAUAUCACCAAAGAAAGUCAAGACAGGAACUUAAGCAGGUCAGGAAGCAGGAGCUGAUGCAGAGGCCAUGGAGGAAUGUUACUUACUGGCUUAUUUCCUUAUAGAGCCCAGGACUACCAGCCCAGGGAUGGCACCACCCACAAUGGGCCCUCCCACCCUUGAUCACUAAUUGAGAAAAUGCUGGAUCUCAUGGAGGCAUUUCCUCAAGAGGCUCCCUUCUCUGUGAUAACUCCAGCUUGUGUCAAGGUGACACACAAAACUGCCAGUACAGCUUUUUACUCUGCAAAACUUCAGCCAUGAAAUGUUAGGGUAGGUCUUCCCACCUCAAGUAACUAGUCUAGACGACUCUGCACACUGCACACUUAGCUGGCAGGGCAGAGACCAGGUCACGGAGGUGGUCUUUCCGGGGCAAUGCUUAUUCACUGUACCCUGGACGUGCUUGACUGAAUAACUGUUGGUACCAGGGGAAUGCAUUCUUGCUCUCACUGAAGGAAUUAAAAGAACAGAAAAGAAACCCAUUGACAGACAUAGCCAGACAUGGUUUGUUUCCAUGGUGAUACUAAGUCCCAUCAAGUUGACAAUCAAGAUUAGCCAUUGUGGGGGUCUAGAAAAAGGUCAGACAUUGCCCUAGUAACCUCUUACCCAGUCUGCCUGGAGCCCCUUGAGAGCUAUUAACCAGGAAAAGGCUAGAACCCAUAAGCACAUCACCAGUUCCUAAGUCCAGGGUUGCUUCAGGGGCUGGCCCAAGUAGCUGGAGUUCUGAAAAUUAUUAACACAUCAGUGGAAGAAAUAGAAAGACUCUUUAGCUGUUGUCAGUGGAAAGUUGAGGUUGUUGGGGGCAAGGGGAAUUGAAUAUGGUCACUGCCUUAGGUACACUGGAGGGACAGGGCCAAAAGUCCAGGGUCCCAGGCUCCCUUUAAUACAGGAACAUGAUAUAACCCAUUGAUAUAGUGUUUGUUCCUGUGCUUGAAUCCCAGAACUGCCCCUUAAAACAAGAAGCAUUGACUUGGAGACCUGAAAACCUGGAAACUAGUUAGUAGGUGAAUCUGAGGAGUGGGGAAAGUUACCAUGGUUUCCCAUUCAUCGAAGACAGGUGACCUUUGCUUCUCCUUCACAUACACAGUGACACCCACGUUGCUGUAUAUAAACCCUAGUGGAUGCCUGCUCAUCAAGUCCCAGGCUUUCCCUGACUGCAGCUAGGUGAGUGUGGUUGUAGGUGUGGCCCUCAGAGUGAUGCGCUGCUGGCUGUCACCCGAGCCAGUCUACUUGGCCAUUGUGGGCCGUCCUUUUCCCUUUCCUCUUCCCAUCUCCAUGUCCUCUGAAGACAGGACUACUGGGCCCCAGAAACAGUGAGACCCUGGGGAGCACCCGGGCUCCUUCCCAGCCAAAGCCAGGUCUACUUAGCUGCUCCUCAGCCUCACUAGGCCCACAGAAGAGUCCCUGAGCCUCUCCAGACACUGCUGUAAAGGGCCUCUAGCCUGGGCCCCAGGCCCUUCUUUCUAAGGGCUGGAGUGAAGAGGUAUCUUCAAACAUAGUUCAGGGAAUGAUAUCCUUACCAUCAAAAAUUACACUAAAUUACUGCAUUUUGGAUUGCUUGUGUUAAAUCAUGCAGGACUGUGCUGUGACUCAAUGGCAGAAUACUUGCCAGCCAUGAGCAAGGCUCUGAGUUCUAUCCCUAGUGCCAUAAAAUCAAUAAUAUAUUGUGGACAGCUGGGUGUGGUGGUACAAACCUGUAAUCCAGUACUCAGGGCAAUGCUGCGACCGGGGACUGAAAGUAGGGUGACUGAGUUUGAGGCUAUUAAAAAAAUGGUUUUCUUUUGUGCCAACAUACAUAGUUUUACCUCUGGUCCUUAAAUACUGAAAUAUUUACUUCCCAGCUCCUCCUUUUUUAUAUUUUUAAUGUAUUCUAUUGUCUUAUUUGGCAGUGAUAGGGAAUAAACCCAGAAGCCAGGGGCUCACACAUGUGAGGCAGGUGUUCUACCACUGAGCUAACCCCUAACCUCAGUUGCCUUUUCUCUCUCUCCUGAGGAUUAUUUAAGGGACUCUCAAGAAUUCAGGGCUAUCUUAUCAAUGCAUUUUGCAUACAUUUGGGAGAAGUAGGAAGUGUAUUCAGAGACGUCUGGAGAGUUCCUUGCCUUCUGUGUAUCUCACUUCUGGAAAGUUCUGAUCCUCACUUGGCUCCCAGGGACCUUGCCCAGCCUUCCCAUGAGAGAGAGUACAGAGGUCUCUUCCUCAAAUGCUCCCUGUUACCUGGAACCCUGCUCGGCCUUUGUCCUGGUCCCCUGGUCAGGGUUUGAUAGAAGAGAGGACUUUUGUGCUGUUUAUGGGCUGCUGAGCUUUGGGGGUGGUGGUGGUGGCCUGAGCCUCCUGCUAGAACCUGUCCUAGAAAGGACAGCCUGAUCUCAGCGGGUGCCUUGAAGACUAAACCCUGUUAGCUUAGCGUCUCUGGAGCCUGCCGACCCUCCCCACAUAUGCUGGGCCCUUCCGGAGUGGUUGUGAUUGUGGGCAGCUUCCUGCCUUCCCUGGACCCAGAUCCUACAGUCCUUGUCGAGCAGAGUCUCAUGUUCUUGGGGAUGUUUAUGGAUUGUGUAUCAUCUGUAGGCCCUUCACGGCUUCUGCAUCCCCUUGCAUCCAGCAUCUGCUCCAAACUUGCCUCUCCUAUAUUGCUUGUUGACCCACUUCUCAUUGAGUUUUUCUCCCGAGCUCUCUGUCUGGGUUUCUAGCUGGGCAAACUGUUGAAACACGAGGAACAGAUUGGGUCCUUAAACUACAAGCAAGUUGCGCAUCCUGUUUUCCAAAUCCAAAAUUCUAUACCUGACCACAUGGGAUGGGUCACAGCCAAAACAUGGAUAUACUACAAACACAAUUACCCUUGGGUCAUGUGUACAGCAUACGCAGAAACGCAAGUGGGUCUUGUAUUUAGAUAUAAAUCCCAUCCCCAAGGUAUUACAUAUGUACGUACUGGAAGUUUAAGAUCUCAGCCUGCCCUGACAGGCUCGGUUUAUCUAGGAUGUGUAGCCUCCAGGGGUCUGAGCCAGGAUGAGUGUCUAGCAUCCCAGGUCCUGUGCAGGCCACACCUGCUAGGCACGAGGACAAGCUUCUUCCCACGUGGCUGCCCUAGGGCUUUGUCCCUGGGCUGACGGUACUGGAGCGGAGAGCUUUGUGGGGCUAGCAUUAGAGACAAGCGAAGGGGACUGUUUCGUGCACUGACCUAUCUCUUCCUGCUGGGUAAAGUCUUGUUUACUUACCAUAUUCUUUCAUGCUUUGAAGUGAUUCUUUCUUGAGGUUUUCUUAUCUACCUUCUUCCUCUAGGUAGGGUGAUUCUUUUCUAAAGAUAGUGGGGUUUUUUUUUUUUGGGGGGGGGUAGUCCAGAUUGGUCAAAUAUGAGCAGCAGGUCACAGGGAAGGGGGCCAUGCAAACCCAUGUUGUCAUAAUGCCAUGUUGUUUUUGUACCUGAAAUAAAGCAUAUUUUGCACUUGUAAAUGAGAAAUCUGUAUGUGGGCUCUG